UGCGAAAUCAAGGAGAAGGACAGCGCCCAGAAUAACUGUAACCCUCUGCGAACAGCCCGCAGCAUCUCGUCGGGAAUGGGAUCCCGGUUAAACCCUGCGGGUCGUGGGACAUUAAAACAGAGGUCAUGUCCUUCAGUUUGUUAAAGCCACAGUGCCACACACAGCGCUCCAAGCAUGCAGUGAUACUUUGUCUCCACUCAGCAGCUCCGUUCAAUCCAAAAGCAACGUGCCUUGUAAGGAAGCAGGAUGUUCACGGGCUCCACCAAGCUGCCACCCACUAAAACCCCCCAGCCCGAGCGGCUGGACGAAGUCUACGCUGCCUUACGGCGAGGCUUACAGUCGUACCUGCAGGUCCACCAGCUGGAGCUGGACAGUCUGGGUCAGCAGAUCAGGGAGAACAAGAAGAACAGUCGCCUGGGGUCUUUGUAUGAGUUAGAUAAGCAAGUGAAGGCCAUAGAGAGGUUUAUGCGUCGUUUGGAGUUUCACCUCAGCAAGGUUGAAGAGCUGUACGAUGCUUACUGUAUACAGCGGCGGCUGCGUGACGGAGCGAGUAAGAUGGUGGCGGCGUUUAACUCGGCCACCGGCAGCAGGGAGGCUCGGGAGAGUCUGAGCGAAGCUAACAAGGGCUACAGGGAAUAUACAGAGCACAUGUGCUCUUUGGAGAGCGAGCUGGAAAGCCAGAUGGGAGAGUUUCAUGUUAAGAUGAAGGGCCUUGCUGGAUUUGCACGACUGUGCGCUGGUGAUCAGUACGAGGUCCUCAUGCGUUACGGGCGUCAGCGCUGGAGGCUACGAGGUCGCGUGGAAGUCAGCAACAAGCAGAUGUGGGACGGCGAGGAGUUUACUUUCCUGCCUUUAAUCACAGAACUGUUGUCAAUCAAGGUGACGGAGCUGAAGAGCCUGGCCAAUCACGUGGUGGUGGGCAGCGUGUCCUGUGAGAUGCUCGACCUGUUCUGCCCGCUCCCGCAGACGCUCGCCGUGGACAUCAACGACCUGGGGACGGUCAAGCUGAACCUGGAGGUUACCUGGAGUCCUUUUGAUAAGGAUGAUCAGACGACGUCCUGCAGUACAGUUUCCAAACGACUGCUGUCCAAUCAGAGUCCUCCUGACACGCCAUCGAUGCGAGAGCAGGUCUUCUAUUCCCUGUUGAAGCGUCAGGGGGAGAUGGAGAACGGAACGGUUUGGUCCAACUCCUCUGAGUCAUCCGACGACUCCUCCAGCCCGGCGCUGGCUCACCAGAGGCUGACUGCCUCCAACGUGCUGCAGACUGCGCCCACCGCUCAGCUGUCGCUGGCGCCGCACAGCUCCAGCGUGUCAACGCCAUCGCUCUCGUCCAACCAGGAGGAGGACGAGACGGAGGGGGGAGAUGUUUUCACUCAGGCGGAGGCGGUGCCCAACGGCCACCUGCAGACGUCCCGCUCUCGCAGCCUGGGUGCCGCAGAGAGCGUCUCGGACUGCGCCGCAACUGACGGGACAUCUGUCCAAUCAGAGGACGUCUCUGACACAUCCUGCCCUGACUCUGUCGCCCCAGUGCUGUCGGUGGAGGGGGGCAACGUGUCRGCUGCAGACACACAGGGCGAACCAUGUGAGGAGUUGCCGGUGGACUAUCAGCAGACUGAAGCAGAAACAGAAGAAAACCCAGCYGAAGCUGCAGAGGAACAUCAGGAGGAACAAAACAAACCCUAUCAGUCUGUCCAGGAGUUAAAACCAGAGGAGGCUCCAACGGUCUCUUUCCCCACUUCAGCCAGCUUCAAUCAGGAAGUCGAGACGGCCCUCGAGAGCUUCGACUUUCUCAACAACUCUGAUCUGGACGAGGCUGAUGAAGAGGAAGACGGACAGCGGCAGAAGGACGAGGGAGAAAAAGAAGAGCAGGGAGGAACACAAGAAGAUCAAAACGAUAAAGAAGAUAAAACAGAAGAGGAAAUAAAUCAGAAGGUGGAGAACUUGUACUCUGAGGGCAGUGAUGAAGAGGAGGCAGACGGUUUGGAGUUCCUUAUGGAAGCUCCAGAAGGAUUCAGGAACUCUGAUGAAGACUGUUUCUCUGAAUCACAGGAGUCGAACGCCGACGACGUGCAGGAUCUGGGUGAAGUGGAAAUUCCAGAGGAGGAAGAUGAGCGAAGCGAGGAAAAUGGAGACGAACCAGGGGAGGAAAUGUCACUCGAUCAGCAGGAGCCUCCUUCCUCUCCCAGCUAGUCGGCAGCUCUUACUGGACUCUGUUGAUCCGUUUGGACGUUCGGUGCCAUCUUUCUCCCACACUGCAGACACGGAGGCCUUUAGGAUGUUCCACUCACAGCUCAGACAAACAAACUCCUCCAUCUCGCUGGAGUUUGUGCUCAUUUUUUUUGCCUUGUUUACCGUGAAAGGAUAAGCCCGGAGGUUCGUGCAGCUGGCUGAAAACAGAAACUCUGUCACGUCGCCCGGGUUAAAAAGUGGGACACCGCUUACGUUUACACUUUCAGACGCUGAUCCUGUCGUGUUAAAACCCCAAACAUUUCAGGAGCAGAUCCAAGCGGCCUUGUGUUAGUGCAUUUUUUUAAGUUACUUGGAACUAAUUUUAUAAAUUACCUUUUUUUUUUCAGUCGACAGGAAAAAAAUAAACCAAGUUGCUUUAGAAUAUUUUCAAAAAGCUUAGUAUUUACGGAUAUAAAGUCAUGAUUUUCAGUGUUAAAUGGGCUCUAAACUCAGUGGAAAGAGCAUGUGAUGUUUAUCGCUACGCCAGGAAUGUACCCUGAAAACACAAAAAGAUCUUUUUCCUUCAAAACAUCCUUUUCGUUUGUCCGAGCUGAGCUGUUUAAGAAAUGUUGGUAAGCUCCAGAAGAAAAGGAGCGCAGAACUCAUUUAUUUUUAAAGCAAACAUGAAAACCAUCUGCAGUGUGGAGCUAUAUUUAAACCUGCAUGUGUAGCUGUCUCAUGCUGCCAGCAUGUCUCUGUGAUUAUUAAGAAAAGAAAAAGAAAAAAAAACAAAGCUUAAAUGAUAAAUUUUCAGUGUGUAAGCUAAGCUCUGCUCCAAAAAAGCCACUCGGUCUGUAACUGUGUCCAAAGGCCGCCUCUUGGGCGUGCUGUAGUCUUUCAUCGUUGUGCUUUUAUUUUUUUGUUUAGUUUUUUUUAACGUUUUUUUCUUCGAAAAGCCUCGUCAUUCAGAAAGUGCCUCAAGUCGACGGAGAUGUUACGGUUUUAAAAYGCCACGACGGGAAAAGAAUCCGGUGGACGAUGACAAGUGUUUAUUUUCUGAAUCACUUUAAAGAGUGUGCAAAAUAAGAGAUAUUUACUGUUUCAUAUCAAGAAUUGUAUAUGUCCUGAAAUGUUCAAAUGUUUAUGAUCUGAAAUGUUUAAACUUUAUAAAAGUUUCUUUAAAAGCA
Messenger RNA from Austrofundulus limnaeus, 3356 nucleotides. Its product is annotated as protein FAM65A. NCBI's taxonomy places the organism in Eukaryota, Metazoa, Chordata, Actinopteri, Cyprinodontiformes, Rivulidae. The record is from RefSeq and is a predicted model, not a curated record. Bases 247 to 2190 code for a protein of 647 amino acids. The transcript has 17 exons.